This is a messenger RNA of Aphanomyces astaci, 745 nucleotides long. RefSeq lists its product as hypothetical. The transcript has a single exon. The coding region runs from base 1 to 651 and encodes 216 amino acids. The record is from RefSeq and is a predicted model, not a curated record. NCBI's taxonomy places the organism in Eukaryota, Oomycota, Saprolegniomycetes, Saprolegniales, Verrucalvaceae.
AUGUAUUCUGGUCGCCAUCUGCCGUUGUACUCGAACGACGGCGGCGACUCCCCUGCCGACACCCUCAGGAGGCUGUUUCUUCAAGAUGAUAUUGAUGGCAUGCAAUCUGUGAUAGAUGCAUCUUCCACGCGAACAUCCCUCUGCUGCGUGAAUCCGUCUUCGAUCCUUCUCGACUCGUUGCGACCGUGGCUGCAACCCAUUGUCGCGUCGAGUGGAACAGUGCUGAGCAUUGGCAGCGGGUCAGGGCUCUUUGAAAUGCUUCUAGCUCGUCAUCUUGGCCCCGUUGAACCAUCACAUGAACGUAUGAGCGUUCUUGGCGUGGACACGGCCCCAAUCGACGUUUUUCUUUGGGAUUGUUUCCGCCUUGUUCGCGACGACGCCUCCGUCAUUGAUACAGACGACAAGCAUGAUCUGCAUGUGUCGGCCCUUCUGGCCGUGUACCUCCGCCGACCGUCUCUCUUAGUCACGUAUCUUCAUGCGUACCCUCACGUCGAGGUCAUCGUACUGAUUGGCCCUCGCAGCGAGAACCCCCUGCUCGAUCCACACACGGCUGCUGCCGUCUCGGCAUGGGGUCAUGGAGUCGCUGAGAUUACUGACGGGGUCGCACGUUGGGAUCUCUGUCAAGUGCUACGGAAGCAUCUUGAUAUCUGAGCUAAGCUUAGUUAUAUAAGGGACAAUCUGUACAAAUGUACUGUAGAUUGAAUAUAUCGGCACUAUGUAGUAUAUGUACUAACAAAGCUCGCAC